AAGCCGCGCUCAGCUCUCUGUGGUCUCGGAUCGGGAGUCCUGACGGCCUAUCGUUACUCAUACGCCAAAAACGACGAACGUCUGAGAGUGGUCAGUGAUUUCAUGAACCUCCUCUUUCAUCUGGAUAAUGGGGUGAGGAGGACGGGAAUGGAGGAAUUGGCGGACCCGGUCACGAACGCAGUUUGGUUCCCUGAGAGGUACUUGUCGACGAGUGCGUUGGGGAAACCUCGCUCAGAGGAGGAGUGUAGUGCGGGAAAGCUUGCGCGAGACUUCUGGCAACGGUGUGUGAAACACGCGAAACCAGGACCUCAAGCACGCUUCAAAGAAUCCCUUGCCCCCUUCUUCGAAGCCAUACAUUGGCAGUCGCAGUAUCGAGACGCCGGUGCUAUUCCAGACUUGGAGCCUUACAUUUAGUUGAGGCGCAAUAUAAGUGGCUGCAAACUUGUGUUUGUCAUCGAGU
This is a messenger RNA of Somion occarium, 460 nucleotides long. Lineage: Eukaryota; Fungi; Basidiomycota; Agaricomycetes; Polyporales; Cerrenaceae. The record is from the annotation of a GenBank genome assembly.